Molecule: messenger RNA, 1824 nt
Organism: Candidula unifasciata
Lineage: Eukaryota; Metazoa; Mollusca; Gastropoda; Stylommatophora; Geomitridae
Source: the annotation of a GenBank genome assembly
GACGAGCACAGAGCAACUAAUGUGGUGUAUCAAGAGCACCACGUGUCACGUGACAAAAGAGGUAAAGCGGUGGGCCAGAAAGGUGGAUUCCGUGGCUGCACUGUUUGGCUAACUGGUUUGUCCGGUGCUGGAAAGACAACUAUUUCUUUCGCACUGGAAGAAUACCUAGUUAGCCAGGGUAUACCAGCCUACUGCUUGGAUGGAGACAAUGUCCGAAGUGGUCUAAAUAAGAACUUGGGUUUCUCCCACGAGGACAGAGAGGAAAAUAUUCGCAGGAUUGCUGAAGUUGCCAAGCUGUUUGCAGAUGGUGGCAUAGUCUGUAUUACUUCCUUUAUCAGUCCUUUUAGAGCCGAUCGAGACAAAGCUCGGGAGCUUCACGAGAACGCUGGACUGAAGUUCUUUGAGUGUUAUGUGGACACCCCGAUAGAAAUUUGUGAGCAGAGAGACGUCAAGGGUCUUUAUAAGAAGGCCAGGGCUGGACUCAUCAAAGGUUUCACUGGAGUCGAUCAGCCAUACGAAGAACCCAAGUCCCCAGAUGUAGACCUCAAAGCUGGAGAACUUACAGUUGACGAGUGUGUGCAGGAAGUUGUCUCCCUUCUCGCUGAUCAUAAAAUUGUACCACGAGGAACUCUAACGACUGUUCGAGAGCUGUUUGUACCAGAGCAUUUACGGGAACAGACCAAAGCUGAGGCUAGCACACUUCCCUCUGUUGAAAUUGACCAGGUGGACUUGCAGUGGACUCAAGUACUUGCCGAGGGCUGGGCAACGCCAGUUUCUGGGUUUAUGAGAGAGAAAGAAUACUUGCAGUCACAACAUUUUGGGUGUAUGUUUGAUGAUGGAAUCAUAAAUCAGUCAGUGCCACUUGUGUUGCCAAUCAGAACAGCAGACAAAGAGAGGCUUCAAGGAUGUGACGCCUUUACCUUGAAAUAUGGGGGCAAGGACAUCGCCAUCUUACGCCGCCCAGAGUUCUAUCCUCACAACAAAGAAGAGCGAUGUGGACGACAGUUCGGUACUACCAACAUUGGUCAUCCUUAUGUAAAAAUGAUAAUGGAGAGUGGCGACUGGCUUGUUGGUGGCGAUCUAGAAGUGCUAGAUCGAAUAGUGUGGAACGAUGGACUUGAUGAGUACCGAAUGACACCUCAAGAGCUGCGCCUCAAGUUCGGGAAUCUAGGUGCAGAUGCGGUGUUUGCAUUCCAGUUAAGAAAUCCAGUUCACAAUGGCCACGCCUUACUCAUGUCAGACACCAAGAAGAAACUUCUCGAUAGAGGUUUCAAGACUCCAGUUCUCUUACUCCAUCCGCUUGGAGGGUGGACUAAAGAUGAUGAUGUGCCACUACCAACCAGAAUGAAACAACAUGAAGCUAUCAUUCAAGAGCACAUUUUAGACCCAUCUUCAACAGUGAUUGCGAUCUUUCCAUCGCCAAUGAUGUAUGCAGGGCCAACAGAGGUUCAGUGGCACGCUCGCUCUCGGAUGGCGGCUGGAGCCAACUUCUACAUUGUAGGUAGAGAUCCAGCUGGGAUGCCUCACCCUGAUGGCACCAGGGAUCUUUUCGACCCCACUCAUGGAGCAAAGGUCCUCACAAUGGCUCCAGGACUGUCGCAGCUAGAGAUUGUACCCUUUCGAGUUGCAGCCUACAACACUCGCAAGAGAGCCAUGGAUUUCUUCGACCCACAGAAAAAGGAAGACUUUGAUUUCAUCUCAGGAACCAAAAUGCGAAAAAUGGCAAGAGAAGGGAUUAGCCCCCCUGAAGGUUUCAUGUCGCCCAAAGCAUGGCAGGUCAUGGUAGAUUACUAUAAGUCGCUACCUGCAAUUAAGAGCGGGUAG